Molecule: messenger RNA, 207 nt
Organism: Eimeria necatrix
Lineage: Eukaryota; Apicomplexa; Conoidasida; Eucoccidiorida; Eimeriidae
Product: 40S ribosomal protein S28, putative
Exons: 1
Coding region: 1-207 (68 amino acids)
Biological process (GO): ribosomal small subunit assembly; translation; maturation of SSU-rRNA
Cellular component (GO): ribosome; cytosolic small ribosomal subunit
Molecular function (GO): structural constituent of ribosome
Source: RefSeq, a predicted model, not a curated record
AUGGAGCAGCCGAAGCUGGCCAAAGUCGAGAAAGUCCUCGGCCGCACCGGCAGCAGGGGCGGAGUGCAGCAAGUCAGGGUCACCUUCAUGACUGAAGAGUCCGACCUGCAGGGCCGGUCGCUCAUUCGCAACGUCAAGGGCCCCGUGCGCGAGGGCGACAUUUUGGCGCUGCUGGAGACGGAGCGCGAGGCCCGCCGCCUCCGCUGA